Grus americana (Whooping crane) is the source of this 5472-nucleotide messenger RNA. RefSeq lists its product as uncharacterized. The transcript is spliced from 14 exons. The coding region runs from base 410 to 3622 and encodes 1070 amino acids. The record is from RefSeq and is a predicted model, not a curated record. Lineage: Eukaryota; Metazoa; Chordata; Aves; Gruiformes; Gruidae.
CUUUGGGCACGGAGCCUCCUGAAUGGCUCUCCCUCCUCCCCCUCCCCGGGCCGUCCCGGCCCGUCCAGUCCCGCCCCUCCCUUCCCGGUGCGGCCCCGGCGGGCGGCGGUGGCGGCGCGUCCGCGGCACCGAGCGGCGGAGCUGAGCUAGGAAAUCUCCUGUUCCAGCCAUACCGUUCUCCAUCUGAUUUUUGUGGGAUUGCUGCUUUGCUUUGCAAACCAGAGCUCCCCAGAGAAGUGUGCCUGCCCCUGCCAGUGCCUCUGCCAGGGACCAUCCAGGCCAGAGGCCUUGGGUUGGUGUCCUGCAACAGCCACGUGGUGACAGCUUCCUUCUGUGCUCUGAUCGUGGCUGUGAAAAGGACAGGCCCCCUGUCCUCUGGAUUUGAACUGAAACAAAAAUCCCAGCCUUCAUGAUGGGAGAUAUCUGGCACAUUGGAUUGAUGGUGCUUCUGUACGUCUGGUUUCCCAUGGUUGCUGCUCAGAAUCUCAUAAAAAAACCCAGGGAUCAGAAAACAGAGCACACUCUCUUAAUUAAUGAAAUCAAUGCUGACAGCCCAGGAGAAGACACUUCUGAGUUUGUGGAGCUCUAUCACACCAGUGGUCAAACAGCCCACUUGGAUGGUUACUAUCUGGUCUUCUACAACGGCAAUGGAAACCGAGCCUACAAAGUUUUAAACCUCCAAGGCAAAGUUACUAACAGCCAAGGGCUCUUUCUCGUGGGCUCCUCUUCCGUGAACCCUGCUAUAAUUAUUCCUAAGAACACUAUCCAGAAUGGCCCUGAUGCAAUUGCUCUCUACUAUGGAAAAGGGAGCUACAAGGAGGGCAUGAGUGUCACAAGUUAUGGACUAGUAGAUGCCUUGGUCCAUAAGACCAAGAAGACGGACAGAGCAGAUACGCUGGUCAGGAUACUGACCCCUGGCAGAGAUGCUUUUCUGGAGGACUCCACCUUCAGGACCAUGGAUGAGUCAAUAGAAAGGUGCCGCGGGGAAGAUUCUCAGUGGAUCUUCCAAGUGGCUGUUCCCACCCCAGGCACAGACAACCACUGCAUCCUAACUUCUCAGCUGAACGCAUCUGCUGUCCUGAUCAGUGAGGUCCUUGCUGCCUCUUCUUCUGAAGAAUUUGAGUUCAUAGAGCUUCAGGGUCCCCACUCCACCAUGCUGAGGGACAUUGUUCUGGUGCUGAUCGAUGGUUGGACCAAAGACAUUUAUUUUGCCAUGGACGUUUACGGCAAAACCUCACUGGAUGGGCUACUUCUGAUCGGUCCAGCACAAAGCAAAACCCCAGUGGAUCUGCCGUUCCCGGAGAACACCACCCGUCCUGUCCUCAGAGGUGGCCCCAAUGCCAUUGCUCUCUACAGAGGCAACAGCAGCAGUUUUGUCCCGGGGAAGGCGCUGCCGGUGACCGGCGUGUUGGAUGCCUUCGUGUACACGAGCAACGAGGAACCAAACGCUGAGCUGCUGGAGACCCUGACCCCUGGCAGACCUGCCUACGAGGAAAAGCGGCACCAGCUGGGAGUGGUGUCCAUGAGCCAGUGCAACUGCUGCUCUGUCACCCGGGACUCCUUGUCCUACGUCCUCAGCAGGCCCACCCCUGGCAAGUUCAAUGACUGCCCCAGCAAACGCUUCAGCCAGACUGUCUCCUUCUGCCUUCGUGUAGCAGACUGCCAGGAGUGGCUCCUGAAGUCAGAAGAGAUCCUGAUGACUCUGGUCCGGGCCCUCGAUGGAUCCUGCAACUGUGGAGUCUCUGCUGCCUACUUCAGAGAGCCAAAAGCAGCCUGCCAGGACCUGGGGCUUGUGUUCACCACUCUGCUAACUGCUAAGUCAGAGGACCAGCUGAGCAGCCUGCUGCUAGCCUUCAAGACCUUCCUAGAGAGGCCCAGACUUGUGAGUUUUAACAAAAGGAACAUCACAGCAGAAAUCUCUUGCUUCAAGGAUAUAAAUAUGCCAGACUUGCCUCCAGGUGUCCCAUCAGAGAUACCAGAAGGGACUCAAGAACCUUCUGUGCAAGUGGCCAAGCUACUCAUCAAUGAGGUGAACCCAGACAACCCAGGGGGAGGAGAAGAUGCAGAGUACAUUGAACUCUUCUACACUGGACGGACACGCUUCGACCUCCGGGGAUACUGGUUGGUCCUCUACAAUGGUAAAAAUAGCCAGGCCUACCGGGUGUUGGACCUGUCUGGACACCACACAGAUGAGCUGGGUUACUUCUUGGUGGGAAGCAGUGCCAUGAGCCCAGCACCCAUGAUCAGGCUGCCCCCCAACACCAUCCAGAACGGGGCAGACGCUGUGGCUCUCUACUACAGCAACACCACCCUCUACGCUGUGAACACGGCUGUGACUGCAGAGGGGCUGGUGGAUGCUGUAGUGUACACGUCCCGAAUGCCGGAGAAAGCAGACCAGCUGGUGAAAGUGCUGGUACCAGGGCAGAGCAUCCUGUAUGAAAACGAUUCUCACAGCACCGAGGAUGAAUCUCUGAGCCGCUGCCACAGCCUGAGCACAAAACUCCAGAGCAGCUUCCAGGUGACCAUGGUGACGCCACUGGGGGAGAACUUCUGCAGCAGCUCCUCGGCACUGGGUCCUCCUGCCAUUGGCAUCAGUGAGCUGUGCCUGGCCGGUGGUGCUACCCCCUACCGCUUUGUUGAGCUGGAGGGGAAGCCUGGCACCAUCCUGGGAGGGCUCAGCCUGGUCUUCUUCUCGGACAAGGAGGGCAAGGCAUGUGCCAGCAUCCCACUGAGGGGCACCAUCGGAGCCACGGGGCUGUUCGUGUUUGCACUGGAUGGAGGGCAUGGGCACGAUGGGACAAACCUGACUUUCAAGGACAUCUCUGCUGCUAGUGAAGGCUCCAGUGCUAUUGCUGUGUACAGCACCAGCGUGGUUCCUGGUGGCAUGAAGGCAACAUCAGAGAACUUGGUGGGUGCCUUGGUUUACACAUGUGAGCCCAGCACAGCUGGAGGACACUUGGACUUCCUUGGACCAUCUUACGCUGUGCCCUGCAAGGAUGGCAGGCCUGUGUCCCUGAGCCGUUGUGCCUGUGGCAAUGCCAGCGCAGAGUUGCAGUUUGCCGUCUCGGACCCUACCCCUGGUCUGCAGAACAGCUGUCCCCAGCAUGCCUUCGCGGUGGAUCUCCACCUCUGCCUCCUGACACCCAACUGUUCCACAUGGACCCUGCACCACAGGAGGAUGCUGCAAAGCUUGGGAAGGGUCUUGGUGAGCUCCCUAGAAGAGAAGUGUUCCUGUGGUGUCUCUGAGCUCUACCUGCACGAGCUGAACCUGACGUGUGUGGGCUCCCUGGUGAAGGUCUGGGGCCAGGUGUGGGCUCGGCAGCCGGAGCAGCAGCAGUCCAUCGAGACCUGGCACCAGGACUUCCUGGCCAGCCCCCACCCCUUCUCCGUGGAUGGGAGUGUGCUGAAAACCAGUCCCGAGUGCAUUGCCCCAAAAAAUCCACUGUCCGUGUCGCACAGCGGUGCUUCGUUCCAGGGCUGGGAAAUCGCCCUGUUUGUAGUGGGAUCUCUCCUGCUCGUGUUCUUCCUGGUCAGCCUGGCAUUUUACUUCAUCAAAAGACGUCCCCAAAAUUACACCAACAUUGAAAUGAAUGACCGCGGGGAGAUUGCAGCAGACUUCUAAUGCUGCCGGGCACCGCUGCAGCAGCAGGGUCUAACAGCACCAGGGCCUGGCACGUGUCUCUGAGGGGGGCAGACUGGUUGUCCAGCUCCCCUGUCCACCAGGGUUGCUGCAAGGACCUGCAAAAUGCCCAGAUGUAUACGUACGUACGUGUGUGUGUGUGUACAUACAGCUCUGUCUGUGUGUAUGUGUGUAUACAAAUACCUGAACUAUUUUUACACUUCUAAAUUUUUACCUCGGACUAAAGGAGUUCAAAGAAAGAGGCUGGGGACUUCUUCUAGGCAAUGUUUGUGCUAAGUGUGGUGACCAGAAAGCAAGCAGCCUGCUCGGCCGAUGCAGAGGAAGGACAUACUCUGUCUCCUCUCAAGAUUCGCUGCUGGGUGAGGAACCAAGGCCACCCCCCAGCAGACCUUUCCACCCAGCAGGCCAGUCCAGUCUCUAGUGCCUCUGGACGCCACCGCUGCAGUGGAAGCACGUCAGCCUCCCUCGAGCCCUUCUUGUCGGGGCAAGGUGGUUCUCAGCAUCGUGCCCCUCUCUGCUUGAGCAGCUCAGCACCACCAGCAGCCUGCACCAAGGAGAGCCCUUGCUGCUGGGGACCACAACCAGGAGGAUAUCCUGCCCAGAAAAAGGGUUUAGAGGAGAGACGAAUGCCCAGCUGAUGCCCAGGUGCAACUCUUACUGGUGUGGUCCUGCCCAUAUCCUGGCCAGAGAGUGGGCAGGAGCAGUGCCAGACUCCAGAUCUAUUGAGAAUUUGGGGUGAGGAGGGUGACCUAGGUGGAAUCUGCUCAGUAAAAGAUUGUUUCCUACACAAGUAUGAUGAUAUAUCCCUAACGGUGUGGUGUCUGAUGCCAGUCCUCCAGUAGGAUCCUUUGUGCAUGGAGUGGUGGGCUCACCUCAUGGGUUUGGGCACCUUGUGCAGCUCCACUCAUGGUGGCAGCACCCAAGACAGAUCCAGCCUGCUCGCUGGUGGCACGAGGGGUAGGUAAAACAAAGAAAGAGAUCCCACAUCAUUUCUGAACCAUGGUGUAUAUGGAUUUUUAUUGAACAAGGCUCUGCAGAGGGAGGGCACAAAGCGUUUCUGUGACUGAUCGUCACAGCACUGACCCUCGUGCGAGGAAGCCUCGCAUUUUCUUUGAGACCCACCUCCCUGCUGUGUCUCUAUGAGUUACAUCAUCUGCCUGCAGGCAGCCUGCCUGCACUGCUGAAGCCCAUGGGCCACCAGCCAGCUGCAGGGCCAGCUGGGACGGGCAGCACGGGAGAAGCAAGGCCUCAGCUUUCCACUGCCCUGUCUCUUGGGCCAGGCAGCCCCUUUCAGUCAGCAGGGCUGAAAACGUGAGGCACCGGUGACCGUCUCUGCUGGGUGCCGCACACAAUCCUUAGGCAGCUGCCACAGCCUCUGAGAGGUGGUUCUUCUUCGUGGCGUCAUCCUGCCAUCAGUGCAGUGCUGCUAGAGCAUGCUGGUGUCACGUGAGGUCAGAUGAGCUCCAUCUUGAACUGGCUGAAGUUCGGCAUGGUGGGCGAGGCCUCGGCCAUACUGCUGAAAGGGACGCAGGGCUGGUUCGCCGGCACGGUGCCGUGGCUCACGGUGGAGCUGAGCUGCUGCAGCGUCAUCAGCACCUCCUGCUGCAGCCGCUGCUGGUGCUCCUGCUGGCGCUCCAGGCGGCAUUGCCUCUCCAGCACCGCAUGCAGGGCCUGGCUCAGCUUCUGGAUCUCUGUCUGUACAGCAUCCAGCUUUUCGGCCAUGGCAUGGGAGCUGGGAGCUGGGGGAAGCACUGGUCCACCCCAAGCAAGGUUUUGAUUUCCAGGACUCAUGAGGUUCAGCAGGGCAGUCUGAGUGCUGGCAUCUUUGACCU